GGGGGUGCUUGUUGGACCCUGAUAGGGAAAGGGCUUCAGACUUCGGCUUGGAGAGCUUUUCUGGGUCUGACUGCGAGGCGUCGCUGGGAUCAGUUGGAGGAAAUGCCCUGGGGAGUGUUCGGCCAGGUCUAAUUGGGGGUAGCCGCAGGGAUCGGACGAAGAGGGUUUUCGGUUCGAGGUGGUGGGAGGCUUGGUCGAACUUGAUUGGGGGAAGCAGCAGUGACCCGUUAGCAGGAGUUAAUGCUGACUGGGGCGGGGGGUUGGAGCGCUGUGUGGGGAGGCUUUGCCAGACCUGACUGAGGAAGCGACAGGGACCCGUCCAGGGGCCUUCUGUCGCCGGAUAGGUGGGCUUGGUUGACUCUCCUGCGGAGAGGCAUCAGGGACCUGUCUGGAGACUGCUUUGGGUCUGAUUAAGGGGAAUCGCUGGACUGCGUGCCGGCACGGGAGAGACCACGGGGGCUGGGGCACUAUCGUGUUCUGGGGCAGGGUCCCUGGAUGGGGAGGUGGCUGGGCCCUCGCCUAGCAGCUUCGAGGGAAGUGGAAGUCUUAGGGCCCGGAGCCGAGGGCGGCGGUAUGGGCCGCGGUGGGCUGAAGGCCCAGUGUUGGGUGGGAUGAGGAUCCGCCGGGUCCCGUCGCCACCUCGCAUGGCCCGCUUCCACAUACCCGCGCCCGCGCUCCCGAGCCCGCGACUGCGCGGCCGUGGAUGGCGCAGCUGGCGGGGACCCCGCACUUGGGCGGGCGUGGAUCGGCGGCCUCCGUCUGUCCGCCGAGGACGCUCCCGCCCUGCUACCGCCGCCACCACCUCUGUGGGGGCUCAGCCCGGGACUCACACGGAGCCCCUGGGAUCCAGCGCUGAUCCUGGCCCCUACCCCCGCAGUUCACCUUGCACCAUGGACUGGCAGCCAGACGAGCAGGGCCUGCAGCAGGUCCUGCAGCUGCUCAAAGACUCGCAGUCGCCCAACACAGCCACGCAGCGCAUUGUGCAGGAUAAACUCAAACAACUGAACCAGUUUCCCGACUUCAACAACUACCUGAUAUUCGUCCUGACCAGACUCAAGUCGGAAGAUGAGCCAACUCGCUCUCUCAGUGGCCUCAUCCUCAAGAACAACGUGAAGGCACACUACCAGAGCUUUCCACCACCUGUGGCCGACUUCAUCAAACAGGAAUGUCUCAACAACAUCGGCGAUGCCUCCUCGCUCAUCCGGGCCACCAUAGGCAUUCUCAUCACCACCAUCGCUUCCAAGGGCGAGCUGCAGAUGUGGCCCGAGCUGCUGCCCCAGCUGUGCAACCUACUCAACUCGGAGGAUUACAACACUUGUGAGGGAGCCUUCGGAGCCCUGCAGAAGAUCUGCGAAGACUCAUCCGAACUUCUGGACAGCGAUGCCCUCAACAGACCCCUCAACAUCAUGAUUCCCAAGUUCCUACAGUUCUUCAAGCACUGCAGCCCCAAGAUCCGGUCCCAUGCCAUCGCCUGUGUGAAUCAGUUUAUCAUGGACCGGGCCCAGGCACUGAUGGACAACAUCGACACCUUCAUCGAGCAUCUGUUCGCCCUGGCCGUGGAUGAUGACCCUGAGGUGCGGAAGAACGUGUGCCGUGCACUGGUGAUGCUGCUGGAAGUGCGGAUCGACAGGCUCAUCCCCCACAUGCACAGCAUCAUCCAGUACAUGCUGCAGAGGACCCAGGACCAUGAUGAGAACGUGGCCCUUGAGGCCUGCGAGUUCUGGCUGACACUGGCCGAGCAGCCCAUCUGCAAGGAAGUCCUGGCCUCCCACCUGGUCCAGUUGAUCCCUAUCCUGGUAAACGGGAUGAAGUACUCAGAAAUCGACAUCAUCCUGCUCAAGGGGGAUGUCGAGGAGGAUGAGGCCGUCCCUGACAGCGAGCAGGAUAUCAAGCCACGCUUCCACAAGUCACGCACGGUGACGCUGCCCCAUGAGGCUGAGCGGCCUGAUGGCUCUGAGGAUGCAGAGGAUGAUGAUGACGAUGAUGCUUUGUCUGACUGGAAUCUGAGGAAGUGCUCGGCGGCUGCACUGGACGUCCUGGCUAACGUCUUCCGGGAGGAACUGCUGCCCCACCUACUCCCCCUGCUCAAGGGCCUCCUCUUCCACCCCGAGUGGGUGGUCAAGGAGUCGGGCAUCCUGGUGCUGGGCGCCAUUGCUGAGGGCUGCAUGCAGGGCAUGGUGCCCUACCUGCCAGAGCUGAUCCCGCACCUCAUCCAGUGCUUAUCAGACAAGAAGGCCCUGGUCCGCUCCAUCGCCUGCUGGACCCUGAGCCGCUAUGCCCACUGGGUGGUCAGCCAGCCCCCUGACAUGCACCUCAAGCCUCUGAUGACAGAGCUGCUCAAGCGCAUCCUGGAUGGCAACAAGAGGGUACAGGAGGCGGCCUGCAGUGCCUUCGCCACCCUGGAGGAGGAGGCCUGCACGGAGCUGGUCCCUUACCUCAGCUAUAUCCUGGACACCCUCGUUUUUGCCUUUGGCAAGUACCAGCACAAGAACCUGCUCAUCCUCUACGAUGCCAUCGGCACCCUGGCCGACUCUGUGGGCCACCACCUCAACCAGCCGGAAUACAUCCAGAAGCUGAUGCCUCCGCUGAUCCAGAAGUGGAACGAGCUCAAGGAUGAAGACAAGGACCUAUUCCCUCUGCUGGAGUGCCUGUCAUCAGUGGCCACUGCCCUGCAGAGUGGCUUCCUGCCCUACUGUGAGCCCGUCUACCAGCGCUGUGUUACCCUGGUGCAGAAGACGCUGGCCCAGGCCAUGAUGUACACCCAGCACCCUGAGCAGUACGAGGCCCCUGACAAGGACUUCAUGAUUGUGGCGCUGGACCUGCUCAGCGGCCUGGCUGAGGGCCUGGGCGGGCACGUGGAGCAGCUGGUAGCCCGCAGCAACAUCAUGACACUGCUCUUUCAGUGCAUGCAGGACUCGAUGCCUGAGGUCCGGCAGAGCUCCUUCGCCCUCCUGGGAGACCUCACCAAAGCCUGCUUCAUCCAUGUCAAGCCCUGUAUUGCUGAGUUCAUGCCCAUCCUGGGCACCAACCUGAACCCCGAGUUCAUCUCUGUCUGCAACAAUGCCACCUGGGCCAUUGGCGAGAUCUGCAUGCAGAUGGGGGCAGAGAUGCAGCCCUACGUGCAGAUGGUCCUCAACAACCUGGUGGAGAUCAUUAACCGGCCCAACACGCCCAAGACGUUGCUGGAAAACACAGCCAUCACCAUCGGCCGCCUGGGCUACGUGUGCCCACAGGAGGUGGCACCCAUGCUGCAGCAGUUCAUCCGGCCUUGGUGCACAUCCCUCAGGAACAUCAGGGACAAUGAGGAGAAGGACUCGGCCUUCCGAGGCAUCUGCAUGAUGAUAGGCGUCAACCCCGGGGGUGUUGUGCAGGACUUUAUUUUCUUCUGCGACGCUGUAGCCUCCUGGGUGAGCCCGAAGGAUGACCUUCGGGACAUGUUUUAUAAGAUUCUCCAUGGCUUCAAAGACCAAGUUGGGGAAGAAAACUGGCAGCAGUUCUCAGAGCAGUUCCCGCCGCUGCUUAAGGAGAGGCUAGCUGCCUUCUACGGGGUUUCUGUCUGCGUCGUCGUCAGAGGGGUUGCUGGGGAGCGCGCUGCGUCCAGAAGUCGCCGUGCCCUGGUCGAGGGGGGUUAGGGAGGAGUGAGUGGGACCCAAAUCCAGACGCCCUCCCCGUCCAUCUACCUGCCAUACCCGGCCAUAGGCCGGUCAGCGGGUGGGCAGGGCUGCGGACCCUGACUGGCCUCGAUCUGCAGUCCCUCUCGUUCCCACAUCCCUCCUUCCCCCUCAUCCUCUUCUUCCUGCGGGCUCCCAGGGUCUGUCCAUUUGUUACCGUGCUGUGCUGGGGACUGGCGCCAAGGUGGCGUGAGAUUCCACUUGUGUAGAACUUUGUUGAGUAAAGAUCAGUUUCUUGUGAAACCC
Lagenorhynchus albirostris (white-beaked dolphin) is the source of this 3917-nucleotide messenger RNA. It is a transcript of the gene TNPO2, whose product is annotated as transportin 2. Gene Ontology annotation, biological process: protein import into nucleus. The coding region runs from base 612 to 3632 and encodes 1006 amino acids. NCBI's taxonomy places the organism in Eukaryota, Metazoa, Chordata, Mammalia, Artiodactyla, Delphinidae. The record is from RefSeq and is a predicted model, not a curated record. Gene Ontology annotation, molecular function: small GTPase binding; nuclear import signal receptor activity. Gene Ontology annotation, cellular component: nucleus; cytoplasm. The transcript is spliced from 25 exons.